Messenger RNA from Thelazia callipaeda (thelaziosis nematode), 297 nucleotides. Lineage: Eukaryota; Metazoa; Nematoda; Chromadorea; Rhabditida; Thelaziidae. The record is from the annotation of a GenBank genome assembly.
AUGUGUAUAUUUCAGUCUUUGAUGGAACUGCAUAAAAGACGAAGAUCUGUCACUGAACCAGAAGCGCGUUAUUUCAUGGGACAGGUGAAUUUUGUGGAAAACAAAUGUCGAUUUUUGAAGAUCAUUUCGCAUGAGAAAAGUUGUACUAUUACUGUAUAUCAAACAGCAAUAUUGAAAAGAAAUUCGUUGGCAACUCAGAAGAUCUUUUUGGUCAUUUGUGCUUGGGUUUGGGCACUAAGUCUUGCAAAUGAACGCCAUCAUAGAACAUUUGAAAAAACAGAUUGGAUGGAAUUGUGA